AUGUCAAUAAAAAAUUGUUUCAACAAAGUGGGAAAGAGCUCUUCUAAUUCAAUAUGGUAUGAAUCGUUACUCGAUCGGGGCCUAAUUCCGGAUUUUAUUCUGCGUCGUGGUAUAAGAUUCUUGUUGGAUGACCGUUUGAGAGAGAUUAAAACUAGUGAUUUACAAAAGAAUCAACAACGAAAGAUGUCAUAUGUUAAGCAGUUAAAAGAGCGUCCAAUUGCCGAACACACUGAUAAAGCUAACGAACAACAUUAUGAGUUCAAACUUGAACAGAUAACAAAUAGAAUACGAAUAGGAAACGAAACUUUGGACGAGGCAGAAGAAU
Messenger RNA from Acaulospora morrowiae, 325 nucleotides. NCBI's taxonomy places the organism in Eukaryota, Fungi, Glomeromycota, Glomeromycetes, Diversisporales, Acaulosporaceae. The record is from the annotation of a GenBank genome assembly.